AUGGCGACGCGUGUAGGCUAUGCGCUCCUCUUUUGUGUGGAUGCCAUAGCGGCGUGGAUUAGCUUGACGCCGAGUCUCGCUCGAUCCAUUGAGGAGUGGACGUACAAGUAUGUGCAAGUGCAGUGCAUUCAGCAAGAGACGUGUGUCGGUGUUUUAGCCGUUCAUCGUAUAACCUUUGCCUUGGCUCUCUUCCAUGUCGUCUUGGCCCUAUUGCUCGUCGAUGUGCACGACACACGGAAUCCGCGCGCUACGAUCCAGAAUGGAUGGUGGGGUCCCAAGAUCUUGGCAUGGAUCUCGCUGGUGGUGUGCACCUUUUUCCUGCCCAGUGCCUUCUUUGUGUUUUGGGCCAACUACAUUGCCCCUGUGUUCGCAGUCAGCUUUAUCUUUUUGGGACUCGUCUUGCUGGUUGAUUUCGCGCACUCCUGGUCGGAAGCAUGCCUGGAUGAGUGGGAGCGGCAAGGCUCUGAUGUCUGGAAGUACGUGCUUGUAGGCACGACGCUCGGGUUGUAUGGGAUGGUCCUUCUAGCCACGCUGCUUUUGUAUCUGUUCUUUGCUACGGGGCCAUGCACUAGCAACCGCGUCCUCAUCACCAUCAAUUUACUACUGUCUGUGGUGCUUACCGUGCUGUGUGUGCACCCACGCAUCCAGGAGGCCAAUCCACGCAGUGGGCUGGCGCAGAGCAGUAUGGUCUUGGCCUAUAUGACGUAUCUGCUCACAUCGGCGCUGAUGAACCGCGAUAACAAGCAGUGCAAUCCUAUUGCUCGGGGCCGUGGUGAAAGUGCGCAUACAACGACAGCCGUGCUUGGCGUUGUGUUUACAUUCUUGGCGAUUGCCUACUCCACCACGCGGGCGGCGACGCACACGCUGAUGCUCGGUGGGGAUCGCACUACGGGCGAUAUUGCCUUGGACCCUGAGCCCGUAGCGAUGGAGGCGCCCAUCUCUGUGCCACCUGCGCCGAAGAAUACGUUGCGUAUUGAGGCCAUCCGAUCGGCUGUCGCAGCAGGCUCUCUCCCUUCGUCUGUGCUGGACGACGAGCUGCAAACACAGCAGGACGAGGGCCGUGUGUUGGUGAACACGAACGAUGAUGAGCGGGCUGGCACGCGCUACCACUACAGUGUCUUCCAUGUGAUUUUCGCUGUAGCCGCGUGCUACACUGCCAUGCUGCUUACGGAUUGGCACGCAGUGCGCGCUGUGAAAGAAUUCUGA
Messenger RNA from Malassezia pachydermatis, 1206 nucleotides. RefSeq names its product tms1 protein. The transcript is spliced from 2 exons. The coding region runs from base 1 to 1206 and encodes 401 amino acids. NCBI's taxonomy places the organism in Eukaryota, Fungi, Basidiomycota, Malasseziomycetes, Malasseziales, Malasseziaceae. The record is from RefSeq and is a predicted model, not a curated record. Gene Ontology annotation, cellular component: membrane.